AAAAAUUGAUUUGAACCGUUCCAUCUUACGACAGGAGGUCGGGUCAGUUCCGCAAACUCCGAGGCUGCCAUUCGGAGCUGUAAGCGUGCAGAACUACACGGCCGUAACAACGUUUCCACUGGAUUAGACACUAGUGCUGGGGUAUAUAUACUGGGGCAACGACUAUCCGAGCAAGCAAAGAACACUGCAGGGAAAGAAGGCCGAAACAAUACAAAACGCGUUCUGAGAAUUUCGUAAAUUUCCUCCGAGUCAGAGCCGUAAACACAAGUUCCACGGGACUUGACAGUGCUGACGACUUGGGACCACCACCUUUCGAGCAAACGAAGAGUACAGAGAAGGGCGACCGGAAGAAAUAAAAUACAAAGCGAAUUUCGUACCAUUUUCCAGUUGGACACUACCGACAGUAUGUUUAACAUGAUGUGGCACGGUGAUAUUCUGUGGCAUAGUGAAACAGCUGUGUUCUCGAGAGUUGGACUCGCUAACGUUACUGUAGCGAUGCAAACAUUCUGUUCUAACAACGCUCAACAAUCGCCUUGUCGUUCUUGUAGAGGAACACUAGUAGCGUGCCGUUGCGGAAGGGGAUGUUCGUAAAUAUUUAUUUAUUCCAAACUAAAGCGUAUUUACCACACUCAAAGCCUGUGGUUAUUACGGAAAGACAGAACAUUAAUAUUUUGUCAUCUGGCACAGAAACGCUUCCACAACGUUGGGUCUAAGCUAACGAAGUAUUCAGCUCCAUAAAAGAACUCUCUGAAAAGCUGAUCAACAAGUGAAUGUUGUUUGAAUGUUCGGCUGGAAAUACGGACUACUUUUCCAAGUGUUCCCCCUUGUAUAAGUCAUAUGCUUGUCUCUGUGAGUAAAAUUUCGUGCGAUAUACCUAGCGUACUGUAGUGUAAGGAAGAAGAAGAAGAGGAUAUUCUACUUUCAAGAUGUUUGCGGCGAGUUGUACCCGCGCGCUGCGGUGCCGAGGCAAGCUGAGACAGACCUCCGCCAUGUGUGUCCUCGCCGCUGUCUCAUGGGCCGCCUUCUACGUCUUCUUGACUAGGAAGAUAUUUGUGGAAGACAAGGAUGUGAACAGAGCAGCGUCUUCGGGCCUACCUGUGCUGACCCUAGGCCGCCUAGCUGAAGACAGAAACCACCAGGAGACAAUACCUGGGAGUCGCAGGUGUGAAGAGCAGACCAAGAUAGUCUUCAUCAGCGUACACAUGGCCAAGGGCGACGUAGUAACCAAUAUACUACAGCGAUUUGGAGACCUGAGGAACCUGACGUUUGUGUUACCGAAAGAGGAGGGUGAUGAGAACACGGGCUGGCCACAGUGUUUCCAGACUAACCACAUGCUGCCUUCACGGACUGGCAGUUAUGACAUCCUGUGUAACCACGCGGUGUACAACCCCCGCAUCAUGAACCUCGUCAUGCCCAAGGCGCCGUACGUGACCAUCCUGCGGCGCCCGGAGUCGCAGUUCCCGGCCCUGUUCCACCGGUACCACCUGGCGCAGCGCAUGGGCAUCCUGGCCUCCGACCCGCUCAAGGAGUUCCUGCUACAGCCGGGGGAGUACAUUCAUCGCUUCAGCUCCCUGGCGUCUGAGCGUGCCCUGUUGCAGAACCCGCAGGCUUACGACCUCGGCCUUGACCCCGAGAACUUUGAAGACGAAGACGCCAUGCAGGACCUCAUCCGAGACAUGGAGACCAACUUCCACCUGGUCAUGAUUGCUGAGUACAUGGACGAGUCGCUGGUACUGCUGAAGAGACAGAUGUGCUGGACUCUGGACGACAUCGUCUACUUUGAACCCGGCUUCCAGGUUAAAACUGACGUCCCCGACCAUCCUACAACUGAUAUUCUCCACGCGCAGCUGCGAAAGUGGAACAACGUUGACGUCAUCCUGUACCAGCACUUCAGCAAGGUCCUGUGGAAGAGGAUCCACGAGCUGGGGCCCGUGUUUCAGGAGGAGGUGGCGGAGUUCCGCAGGAAGAACGCAGCGGUCCGCGGCUACUGUCUCCGGGAGAGGGACGGCAGGCGCAGGCGGCAUCGUGACGAUGGUGAACCCGCCGGUGACGGUCGCGCGCCGCUGGUGGACAGCCAGCUGUGUGAAAAGAUCGACACUCCCGUGUCCGAGUACAGUAACCUGCUCAGGAGUAGACCGGACCACUACCUGAGGAAUGAACUGUAGAAGGGCAGACAUGUAUCCACGAUUGUUUAUACCGUAGAACCAAUAGUGUAAAUGACAUGCUAGACCCUUUAUGUUGAUGUAUCCAUACCUAUAGAUAUCCAUAUAUAUGUGUUUAGUUGUACUGUAAGUAGUUGUUAUACAUGUAGACCUUACGAAAGUCGCUGUACUCUUGUCGUUGUCAAUAAAGAUUGUGUCAUGUUUUAGGACUACAGCAAAAGGGGAAAUGUUUGCAAUGGUUUUAUGUUCAAAGUUUUUGCGGUAACCUCUUCAUUGCAAACUUAAAAUUAUGACGAAAUAUUUCUACUAUGAAAAUAUUUUUGUUCUGUCUUCUGCCUCUUGUUGCACCAAAAAGGCUAUUUUCUAUUUUUUUUUUUCGAAAUUAAAUCCCUGCAAACAUCUCCUCUUUUACAAUUGUAGUUUUAAUAGUUAUCAGCAUUCAGAUCUGGGAACUAAGAAAAUGUAGCAAUUUUGCCUCGCAAUAACUACUGGGAGAUAUAGUAGUUUAGUCCUGCUUCAAAGUUCAUGACAGGGAGGACAUAGAAGGUUGACAGUUGACGAUUGUCAUCUAAUUCUAGUGGGAAGGGGGCCUUCAGCAUAAGGCAAAAGGUUCAACAAGACAACAUUUCAACAGGCGCCUUAAUACAUGGCAGAAAUGUCCAAGUGUCAAAAACUACAACUGACAAUAUAGAUGGUGUAGAACUUGUGCCUUUAUGUUCAUCUGAAUCUCUGGGGCCAAGUCAAUGUAAGAUUCCAGCAAUUCACAUGACAAGAUUCGCUUGUUAUGCUGUAUAGUAGUGUAGUGUAUCCAGUAUUUGAAUGUCAGCUAGUCUUCA
Branchiostoma floridae (Florida lancelet) is the source of this 2998-nucleotide messenger RNA. RefSeq names its product galactose-3-O-sulfotransferase 2-like. Bases 927 to 2165 code for a protein of 412 amino acids. NCBI's taxonomy places the organism in Eukaryota, Metazoa, Chordata, Leptocardii, Amphioxiformes, Branchiostomatidae. Gene Ontology annotation, molecular function: galactosylceramide sulfotransferase activity. The transcript is spliced from 9 exons. Gene Ontology annotation, cellular component: membrane. The record is from RefSeq and is a predicted model, not a curated record. Gene Ontology annotation, biological process: glycolipid biosynthetic process.